Messenger RNA from Penicillium chermesinum, 1218 nucleotides. It is a transcript of the gene chiA1, whose product is annotated as class III chitinase ChiA1. NCBI's taxonomy places the organism in Eukaryota, Fungi, Ascomycota, Eurotiomycetes, Eurotiales, Aspergillaceae. The transcript has a single exon. The record is from RefSeq and is a predicted model, not a curated record. The coding region runs from base 1 to 1218 and encodes 405 amino acids.
AUGUUUGGGUCUAAGCUCUUCCCCCUGUGGGUCGUCGUCGCUACGAUGGCGAUCCUGAUCUCGGGUGCGCUUGGUGCCCCAGCCAAGGGGCUCUGCCUUGACUGCGGUGCCGCUAAUUCCACUGUCUCUACGGUCGUUACUUCGACCAUGACGGUAAAUGCCAUUUCCCUUCUCGCGUUAUGCUGGACCUGCGCUCGGAGCCCCUUUUGGGGUCCCUUUUGUUGGGGCCACUCUUGGAGCCUCUCCACGUCCGAAACACGCGUUGCCAGCCAGUUACUGACUGACCACUCUUUGGCUUCAUCUCAGACUUCAGUUGUUGUUACUACUGCCACUAUGAUCACCGAUCCCAUUAUCUCUGGUUCCCCGGUUCCAACUUCUGCCAAUGCCUCUGUCUCUCAGACUGGCGUCUCCACAGUCACCAUUUCGUCUUCGAACACUGGAAACAUCGUCCGCACUUCUUUGGCUCCAACUGCCCCCUUUGUGAACGGCACUUCGAUCGUUGAGACUGUGACCACUAUUGUCACUACCUCUUACACUGAGGUUUGUCCAACUGGGUUCACUGUCCGUUCGACUACGUUCACUGCCGCUGUCUGCCCCAAGGCUACCGCCGCUAUCACGGGGACCGGUGGAUCUCCCUGUGCCCCAACCAUCCCACCAAUCCCUAGUGGCUGGACUACCACUGUUACUGUGUGCACAGUUUGUGCUCCAACUCCUACCACAGUGACUUUGACUGUCCCUUGUGCAACCUCUCCAGCUACCGCAACUCCUGUGAUUACUGUGGUUACUUGUACUGAGUCUUGCUCCAAGACCAUGACUGAGAUAACUACUCCUGUGCCCACCCCUGUCACUACUGUUGUGACUUGCACUGAGAACUGCUUCCACACAAUCACGCAAUCCCCCACCUCUGGUGCUUCUUCAGCACCUCUGACUACAAUUCUCAUUCCUUGCACCAAGGAUUGCUCGAAGACUACCACAUUUAUUCCGGCCGCGACUCCACGCACAGUCACCAAUGUGACUCCUUGCACCAGUAACUGCUGGAACACAAUCACCUUGGGCACUGGCCAAGCUUCAGCCAAACCAACUGUCACAAGCAAGCCCUUCAGCACCUCGGGUGUUGUGGCUAGCAGCCCUCCUUCCUACAAUGCUGGUUCCUCGCUCUCUGGUGUUUCUAACAUCUUCAGUACUAGCAUCAUCAUGCUGCUUGCCCUACUCGUCUAG